Triticum dicoccoides is the source of this 691-nucleotide messenger RNA. RefSeq lists its product as uncharacterized. The record is from RefSeq and is a predicted model, not a curated record. Bases 81 to 557 code for a protein of 158 amino acids. NCBI's taxonomy places the organism in Eukaryota, Viridiplantae, Streptophyta, Magnoliopsida, Poales, Poaceae. The transcript has a single exon.
UCCCCGCCCAGCAUAUUCCCUUCCACGCUUCCAUUCCACCACCACACUGAUCACGCGCCACCAGUCCACAAGCAACACCCAUGGCGCGCACCGGCGCCUCUGCUUCCCUCUUCGUGCUCGUCUGCUGCCUCCUCGUGGGUUCUGUCCCGGCGCGCCUACCCGUCGAGCUUCCGACGCAAGUAGUGCCCGACGCCGUUGACCGCGUGGCCGCCGCCGAGCCGCUUCUGGACAAGCAGUUGGCGGCUGCCGAGGCGGCCAACCCGACCAAAGUCCACUCCAUAACAGAGGAGGAGGAGAUGGUGGUUCACCCGGCCCGCCAGCUCCCCCAGAUCAUCCGGUGCGGCGGCGACGACGUGGCGAUCUCCGACGAGUCGCUGUCCUUCGGCGGCCAGGGCCACCAAGCGUUGAAGAGCGAGGUGCUGAAGGAGCACGGGCCGGAACAGGAGCGGCCCGGCGAGCACUCUUUCUCGGACACCGACAGCGACUCGGAUUCAGACGACGAGGACAAUGAGAAUGGGAUCAUGGCGUGGUUCUGGAGGCUGGCGCGUCGCUUCUGAUCGAUCAAGCUUGGCCGCCCAUUGUGCUGUGAUAUACUGUACUAGGUCUGUACUUGUGUACGCUUUUGGGAGUUUACCGCUCUGUACAUAGUAUAUUGAUGAAUACUAAUAAAUGGCAAUCGAGUGUUGUUGUA